AUGUCACUAACAACCCAGAAGCCCCUGAGCAGGUCAACCUUCAGGUCAACGAUGAGGAGAACGGAGAAUGCAGCGAUGAGAUAGUCCUCCUUGACAACUCACCUACCCCAAGCGUACGCAUCCAUCAGUCCAUCUCUUGCAUGUUUUAUCUACAGGACGACGCCAUCUUGUUCUUCGAGGACGGUGUCCGCCGUAUCGACUUUGUCCUGGUCUACAAGAAAGACAGCAACCCCGAAGAUGAGGCCAAGAAGCAGAAGUGGAGGAGGAACUUCCAGGCCAGCAUUCAGAAGGAGGGGCUUCAACUGGAGGAAGCCGAGAGAGUGCCGCGGAAAAUGUUUUACAUACCCACAGCCGACUAUUUACCUGGAGAAGGCGGUUAUUCUAAGGACCAGACGACUUACUACAUCAAAGUACACGCCACCUGGGACGUGCUGACCAGAUAUGCCGAGAUUAUGAACUUCAAGAUGCCGCUGGCAGAAAAUGACCUCAUCAACAAACUGACAAGUUGCUGGUCCAAAUGUCCAACACCGUUUGACUACGACAGCACCAUUCUGCCGGAGAUUCCCGAUUAUUUCACCGCCUCGUUUUCUCGAUCGCGGGAACACCAGUUUAUCAUCCAGGAUAAAGACACAUUUUUCACUCCAGCCCAGCGAAGCCUCAUCACCCACCAGAUCUUGUCUAGGGCAGUGUUUGAAGAUGUGGGCGAUCCUUCCAAGAACAAAUUUGGUAUCAAGAAGAUGCUCAGUAUCGGAGCCUACAGCGCCGCCUAUCCACUGCACGAGGGUGAGUACACCAGUGAGCAUUCAUUACUGACACGAGCCGCCAGGAACCAACGACAUCUGCUGUAUGAAACCUGGGCCCGGCCUAAAGCCUGGUAUAAGUUUCAACCUUUGGAUCAUAUCAG
Messenger RNA from Candidula unifasciata, 904 nucleotides. The record is from the annotation of a GenBank genome assembly. NCBI's taxonomy places the organism in Eukaryota, Metazoa, Mollusca, Gastropoda, Stylommatophora, Geomitridae.